AUGGAUUCCCCUCCGAAUCCUGAGAUCACAGAUGGCCAUGAUCUCUCCAUGGAAGAAAGAUGGGCCAGACUCAACGCCUUGGCCGACGCAAUCGAAGCGGACGUUGCAGAGACCAAAAGGCUUGUCACAGAGAUUCAAGCUGGUCUUGAAGAGCAGGUUACCCGCUUAGAUAAGGCCAAAGAGAUACGGAAGAAAGAAAUGGCAAAGGAUUCCAAGUACCCUUCUCUACUCCUCUUUACCGAGGACAUUUACUCGAUCGAAGCCCUUGAGCGUGGUGGCUACAAUGUCUUAGGACAUGACCGGGCUCGAGAUGAUCUACCUUGCAAUUAG
Molecule: messenger RNA, 330 nt
Organism: Penicillium oxalicum
Lineage: Eukaryota; Fungi; Ascomycota; Eurotiomycetes; Eurotiales; Aspergillaceae
Exons: 3
Coding region: 1-330 (109 amino acids)
Source: RefSeq, a predicted model, not a curated record